This is a messenger RNA of Aspergillus mulundensis, 534 nucleotides long. RefSeq lists its product as uncharacterized. Lineage: Eukaryota; Fungi; Ascomycota; Eurotiomycetes; Eurotiales; Aspergillaceae. The transcript is spliced from 2 exons. The record is from RefSeq and is a predicted model, not a curated record. The coding region runs from base 1 to 534 and encodes 177 amino acids.
AUGCCUCUCCCACGCAUCAACCCAGCCCUCGCCCUCGCCCUUGGCCUCGGCUUCCUCUCAUCCGCCCAGGCGCAGGACACUGCGACCGUCCUCCCAUCGGUCGAAAACGCCUACAUCAGUGUGUCAAACGGUAACUGUCUGGCCGCAGACGCCUCCCUUGUGGUCCCCAAUGACGACCUCUCAAACUGCGUUAGCAUCAACACGAGCCAAGGCGACAUUUACCCUGCCGAGUACAACGACGACACUGGUGUGCUCUAUCUUGGCCUCGACGUGGACAAUAACGGCAACUUUCGGCUUUCCUUCAUCCAGCCGAGGCGGGGCCAGAUACAGCCGCAGUGGUUUUAUGAUGAAGCGGUCUUGGGCGACGGGGUUUACCCCCGCCUCUACUACAGUAUUGAUGGUUCCGAUCCUCGCUCCAGCUUCGGGCCCGACUGGCGGGUUCGGGCGGAUGGCACCACCCUCGCUCCUGUUGUGGAAGGAGACAACGUCGAAAGCACUGUUGCUCUUUUAUUGAUUGAGAGAGACACAGAGUGA